Aspergillus terreus NIH2624 is the source of this 660-nucleotide messenger RNA. RefSeq lists its product as uncharacterized. The coding region runs from base 1 to 660 and encodes 219 amino acids. Gene Ontology annotation, molecular function: metallopeptidase activity. NCBI's taxonomy places the organism in Eukaryota, Fungi, Ascomycota, Eurotiomycetes, Eurotiales, Aspergillaceae. The record is from RefSeq and is a predicted model, not a curated record. The transcript has 3 exons.
AUGGACUAUGGAUUUGACGGACAAAUGAAUGGCAAGACAAUCUCUCAGGCGACAGGCGGUGCUGUACAAUGGAGCUGGUGGUCUCCUUUGUACAAAGCGUUUCUGGGUACCGGCCAGGGCUGUGUCCACAACAGCCAGGAAGCAACAUUAGAGUUCACAGUCGUCACCGACACACAGAAAGUCUACACGAUUACCAUGUGUCCAUAUAGCUUCACUCGAGCUAAAAGAAAAGAUUCCCUUAGUGCUUGGCGCUCUAAGGAGAAGAUCAUAACCGACGGAACACCACUAGGGGCAGCUCUUUCAACAUCCGGUACGCUGAUGCAUGAGCUAGCACACUUGGUCACUAAACGGGUUAUCACCGAUGAGACGGUCAGCAGUAAUGGGCAAAAAGCUUACUUUCCUUCAAAUGUGGCUAAACUUGCCGAGGAAUCAACAGCCAAAGCUGUCAAGAAUGCUGAUAGCUAUACCUGGUUUGCCACUGCUAUGUAUCUUGAUCAAUGUGACUGGUCACGACAGAUCUGCGCUCAGAGCACCAGCACAUCAACUGUCGCUAAGCGAUCGAACAAUCAAACCAUCACCAAUAUGCCACUGAUGCGAAGAUCAAACCGACGGACGUUUCUCCCUCGUCUAAUAACUGGUCUGCAGGAUGAUCUGGAGUAA